UUGACUAACCAAAUAAAAUUUAAGACUCUUCUACGCCCAGAGAGUUAAAAGAAGACUUUGGCCUUCAUCUUCUACUCUUCCUCGUCGACCUCUCCGCAGCCACUCUGCCAACAGACACCCCCUCGCACACGCACAAGCACCUUACAAGAAUUUGAGUCUCUAUCUCUCAACCUCCUCUCUAAGUCUAGGUCCAGCGGAGAUCAUGAGCUCCAAGCAACAUGCAGCCAUUCUCUGCGGCCCGGGAAUGGGGCACCUUAUUCCCGUCCUCGAGCUAGGAAAACGGCUCGUCACGCACCUAAACUUUGCUGUCACAAUCUUCAUCUCCCCGUCUUCCGAGGCGGAACUCAAGGCAGCCACGUCCACAAAAAUAUUGGACAUCGUCCAACUCCCACGCCCGGACAUUUCUGGCCUCGUGGGCCCCGACACCUCAGUCACUACAAACCUGGUCGUAAUGAUGCGAGAGCUACGACAUGUGUUCCGGUCAGCCGUACGUGCCAUGAAGUUCACCCCGACCAUGCUUAUCGUGGACCUGUUCGGCACCGAAUCAUUUCCCAUUGCCGAGGAGCUAGGGAUUCCAAAGUACUUGUUCUUUGCUUCCAAUGCAUGGUUUUUCUCGUUCUUGAUUUGCUCUCUGACAUUCGACAAGGAAGUCGAAGGAAACUUCGUUGACCACAAAGAGCCGUUGAAGAUCCCAGGUUGUAGGGAGUUCCGUCCGCAGCUCGAUGUCUUUGAUGUUAUGUUGUACCGGACCGACCAGCAAUACCAUGAUUUUGUUGGGAUAGCAAGCCGGAUCCGUAAGUGUAGUGAUGGGAUCUUGCUAAACAUCUGGGAGGAGUUAGAGCCCACUACUCUUGCGGCGCUUAGAGAUGAGAACUUGUUGGGCCAGCACUUGACAGUGCCGGUUUAUCCAAUUGGGCCCAUAAUAAGGCCUAAUGAUUUGUCAUGUUCAAAGGGAAAGGUGUUUGAUUGGCUAGACAAGCAACCUAGUGAGUCUGUAAUUUUUGUGUCGUUUGGUAGUGGUGGGGCUUUGUCGCACGAGCAAAUGACUGAGAUUGCUUGGGGUUUGGAGCUCAGCCAACAACGAUUCAUUUGGGUGAUACGCGCUCCCACCACAACAACUGCGGAUGCGGCCUAUUUUACAGCUGACUGUGAUAAUGAAGACCUGUUGAAGUACUUGCCUGAAGGGUUUGUUGAUCGAACCAAGGACCUUGGGCUUGUUAUUCCUUUGUGGGCCCCACAAGUUGAGAUUUUGGCCCAUCCAUCAGUCGGAGGAUUUUUGUCGCAUUGUGGGUGGAGCUCAACUCUAGAGAGCCUAACCAAUGGAGUGCCUAUGAUUGUUUGGCCGCUUCAUGCGGAGCAGAGGCCGAACGCCACACUGUUGACAGAAGAGUUCAAAGUGGCAGUGCGGUCGAAGAUACCGCCGUGGAAGAAAAUGGUGGAUGGAAAAGAGAUAGAGGAAAUGGUGAGGAUGAUUAUGGAGGACCAAAAAGGCUUUGUUUUGAGGGAAAGAAUGAAGAAGCUAAAAGAAAGUGCCGCAAAGGCUUUGGAAGAAGGGGGUUCAUCUCGUAAUGCUCUUUCUCAAUUUGCAAAGCAUGGCGAGUCGAUGCACAUGAAGCUUGCCAAUGUUAAUGUCCGAAACUGAUUUGGCGGCAUUCUCUUGUUACUUAAUCAUCUCAAUAAUGCUUCCGAGCGUGAAUUCAUCUUGUUUUGUGUUCUUGUUGUAUUUGGAGUUGCUUUUAGCGUUACGAUAAAUAAAGAAUUUUAAUGAACAACCUUACUAAUUAAA
Molecule: messenger RNA, 1786 nt
Organism: Pyrus x bretschneideri (Chinese white pear)
Lineage: Eukaryota; Viridiplantae; Streptophyta; Magnoliopsida; Rosales; Rosaceae
Product: anthocyanidin 3-O-glucosyltransferase 5-like
Exons: 2
Coding region: 203-1642 (479 amino acids)
Molecular function (GO): UDP-glycosyltransferase activity
Source: RefSeq, a predicted model, not a curated record